Molecule: messenger RNA, 4219 nt
Organism: Cucurbita moschata (crookneck pumpkin)
Lineage: Eukaryota; Viridiplantae; Streptophyta; Magnoliopsida; Cucurbitales; Cucurbitaceae
Product: integrator complex subunit 3
Exons: 5
Coding region: 434-3448 (1004 amino acids)
Cellular component (GO): cytoplasm
Source: RefSeq, a predicted model, not a curated record
UAUUGAGUGUGGAAAUUGAAUCUAGUUGUGCUCUGAAUUAAUAGGAAAGUUGUUUGUGGUAUCAGUGAUGAUCGCCGAACAGGCACUAGAUUUUUCCUUAAUUUGUUUUGAUAUUUUUGGUUUGGAGUAUGUCUUUGAUUGGGUUUGUGAUAGUUAGCUUUUAUUCGAAGUACUGGCUUGUUCUGCUAUGGCUUUUGACUGUGGAGCUAUAUCUCGCUGAUGUUCUUUUAACAUAACUUUUAGUUGCUAGGGAAGUUCAUUAGGACUUUCCAUACCAAUCUGCUCAGUUUCAAAUGCUUGAGUUCUAUGCUCCGCCUUUUCCAAACUAGGUGCUCGAUCUCCGAAUUACCAUUUGUUAGCUGGUUUGCUGAAAGGUCAAUUAGUGACUCCCUUUUUUCUUCCCCCUGUAUCUCAUCAUAUUGUUAUACAAUAGAUGACUUCCAAACUCAUUCACGUGGCUUCGUAUGAAGCUGAAAAUCAUUUUGAGCUCUCUUUGAGACAAGCUUUCAAUCUUCUUGAACCAAAAUUAAGACCUCCAUUUUGCUCAAAGAUCCCAAAUCCACAAGAAUACUUGGAGCUGAAUCAAGCUAUUCUCUACGGGAUUUUAUGUGAACCACUUUUUGCUAAAACUCAUAUCAAGCAUUUGCAUGCAAUAGUCAUUGAUGGUUAUGGUCUGAUUGUUUAUCUGCUUCGGAAGGUUGUUAAUGAUCUAUAUCUUAAACUCAUUGGUUCAGCAAAAAGUCAGAUACUUUUUGUAACUGAGGAAAUGAUAGAUGUAUGUGCUGUAGGGGUUGAUGGUGUUUUGAUAUCCCUGUUGAGGCAAAUUGUUGGUGGGGAUUUUGGUGAAGGGAAUUUAUGGUUGUGUUUUGAAAUGGUGAAUCUAUUUUUGAGCAAGUGGAGUUGUUUGUUGGAAGAAUUGCCAGGGGUUAUACCAAGUGCAUUAUAUACCUUUCUACGGUUAUUAGCUGAUCACUGCAGAUUAUCUAGUGCAAAACUGGAGUCUCUGAAGCAAUUAGAGAUUAAGUUUUGCAUUAAAGUAAUAAGGGAGCAAUUUCAUUUUUGCUUGAAGAUAGGGAGAGAUUUUAUUAGACUCUUACAAGACCUAGUUUAUGUACCUGAAUUUAAAGCUUUAUGGAAAGACUUGUUAUUAAACCCGAGCAACUUUAAAACCCCUGGUUUUUUGGAUAUUUCAAAAUUUUAUUACACAAGAACUUCAAGUCGAUACUUUUUGCUUUGCAUUACUCCAGAAAUGGAGGCCCAACUACGGUUUUUAAUGACAAAUGUGAAACUGGGCUCUCAAAAUCGCUACCAAGUGUGGUUUGCCAAGAAAUUUUUAUGUGGAUCUGAGAGGGAAACUGUCAUUUCUGACAUCAUUCGGUUUAUAUGUUGUGCACAUCAUCCUCCGAAUGAAGUCAUUCAGUCUGAUAUUAUUCCAAGAUGGGCUGUUAUAGGAUGGCUUUUGAAAUGUUGUAAGAAGAAUUAUAUUGAAGCCAAUGCAAAACUUGCUUUAUUUUAUGAUUGGCUUUUCUUUGAUGAUCAAACUGACAAAAUUAUGAACAUUGAGCCUGCAAUGCUGUUAAUGAUAUUUUCUAUACCUAGAUACAUUGAUAUGGUGCACACUCUUCUUGAAUUUCUAUUCCUUCUUGUGGACAACUAUGAUAUCAAAAGGAAGGAUAAAAUAGCUUUGGGUGUCUCAUCAGCUUUUAGUGCACUUGUUGAGAAAAGAGUAAUUUUUUCAUUGGACGCUUUGAUUUCUUUUGAUGGCCUUUCUCCAAUACUACGAGACAGGCUAAGGAUACUUUCUUCAGGUAGGAAGGUUCAAGUUCCAAAGGAAUCACAAUUAUUUGGUGUACCUGAUCACUCUAUAAAGCCUCAUUCUCCUCCAAGUAAAUCUUGUGCAGAAACUGGCGUCAUAUAUUCUGAAAGACAACCUAGCAGCAUUGUUGCCCAUGGAAGUGCUACAUCUGUUGGUGCUUCUGUUCCUGUUGUGGUUGAUGUAUCUGCCUCUCAUCAUUCAGUUGUGAUGGACGAUGUAUGUGCUUCUCAUCAUUCAGUUGUGGCAGACGAUGUACGUCAGUGUGACAAUGUAGAGAUUUUGGUGAAAAAACUUGGAGAAGUUAUAAGGAAAUCCUACAAAAUGGGCCUCAAAACUCUGGAAGAACUUCUAGUUUUAUUUCUCUCGCUUGAUGACAAUGCACAAGCUAGCAGAACAAUAAACACUGAAAUAUUGUCUUCCAGAAUUGUAAAUACCUAUGAGUUGAGCGGGUAUAAUCUAUUUUCUGCUCUUGAACUACUUCCUAAUGAUCCCAGCUAUGAUGAUGAAAUAGGAUCUGCCACUGCCUUAAUAAUCCGUACCUUCAUCUUUGAUCAUGGAAAAAAGCUACAAGAAUUACUUUUAUUUUGUUCUAGGAAUGGUUUGCCUGUGGGAGCCCGAUUGUUGUCUUAUGUAUCUCGUCUAGCUUAUGAGGUAAACAAAGCAGGUCUUACAGGCAAUUCAGAUAUUAAGAACAGUGAUGGUGCAGAAAUUGAUUCAAAGAACCAGUUUUUGAUGUUUCAUAUGAAUGGGUACUACUCUUUCAGGAAUGGUAUGAAAGAAAACCCUCAAGAAGCAGUUGUUUCGUUUUCUAAAAUAGACAAGGAGGUGAUUGCUGAGUUGGUAACAAAUGCCUUUUCUGCUUAUAGAUCUUUCCUUGCUAAUUCAAAAGAUAUUUUGUACAAAGACGCAGAUGUAUCUUUAACCAAGGUCUUCUAUCUUGAUUUGGUGUCCUGUGUGGAACGGAAUGCUAGGAGGGCGAAACACUUAUUUUAUUGCGUAUUUGAUCUUCUCUCAGAUAUAUGCAUAUGCAAGGAGGAGAUUGUAAAAUUACUUGUUACCCAGUUAGAUGACACUGAUCUUGUGAAUAUGCAGUUUGAGAUCAUCAAAAAGAAAUUUUGUGUGUUUGGUAAGGAUGCUGAAUCCAUUUUUCUUUUAGUUAAAAGCUCUCUGAACUGGGGUUGUUUUGAACAACAUAAACUCUGGGGCUUGAUAAGGUCAGAGCUUAUAGUCUCAAAGGUUCAGGUGCAGAGCAUAGUUCUGAAGCUUUUCUGCUCCGGUGUAAUAGAUGGAAGCAUGCAUGCCAUUGCCGUCGAAGGUCUUUUAAAUUUAUGCUGUUAUAAUGCACCAUCACCUCAACUUGUUGAGGCUAUCAUGUUAUUACCUAAUGAUGCAUUUCAGGGCUUCUCUGCUGCUGUCUUGGCUGCCUGGGUUGUAUCGAAUGAGUCAAUGCUAUUUCAUAGCUUGGUUGAUUUUGCAGAGAAACUCAGCAAGAUGAGUGAGAGUGAAAUUGUGGUAAAUCAGUCUGCAGUCUUAUGGUUGGUGAAUUAUUUUAGUGCUCAAGGAAUGAGCUACGAAACCAUUUAUAGCAACCUGUAUGGAGGUUUCUUGGGUGGAAAAGGAAAACAGUCAUGAAAAUGUGCGGUUUUGUGUUAAAAGUGCCUCAAUAUCCUCCAAUGUCAUUCCUGUCAUAAACUUUUUGUGAGUUUACUAAAUGAUGGGGGGGUUUGCAUAGUGGGAGGAUUCAACAAGCUGAGGGCGUUGCAUUGGUGACAUGGACUAAAACUUAAAAAGAUCAAUUCUGUCGUGUCGUCGCAACUUUUCCAUCCUACUUGCAUGGUUGCACUUUAUGGCUGAAAGGACUCAUCUAUUGUGCUGAGAUUUCAUGGAAAUGUGGAUGCUCUUUUUGGGGCCAAGUAGAUAAUAACAGCAUUUUUUAAUUCAAGAUGGAGGAUUGGAAUAUUUGAUUGAAUGCAGUUCGAGCAGCCCUUUGGAACCUUCUCUCAUGGUUAGGAAGAAAUAGAAGGGUGUUUCUCAAUACGGAGAGGAAUGUGGACAACAUAUGGCAGUUUGAUAGUUACAGUUCUUGAUUCGAUGAUAUUUAGGUACACACAUCCGAUCCUCCUGAACAUUUUUGGUAAACAAACGAGGACAUUACUUUUUUUCAUUGCCAGUUCAAGGCAGUCAAAGAUCAAAGCCAGUGAAGAGCAGGCCUUCCCUCUCUUUCUCCCCUUCCAUUCAAGGAGAGAAGUUCCACAAUCAGAUUAGUUUGGUACUUUCUUUCUGAAUUCACUCUGGAUAUGAAAUACAUAGAAGUCUAUUAGUCUGUUGUGGAUAUUAAUACAUGAAAUGUGAAGAAAAUGGCAAUAAAUGAUAUUCAUACAAAUUGUAUUCAUUUAAAGUGAA